AUGAGGGAUCCAAAUCUACCUGUCUACCAACCGAGUUCCAUUCUUGCCCUCCGUCUUCAACUGGCAGAAGUCUCCCUGCAGGCGAAUCGCAAUACAUCAUCAUCAUCAUCAUCUUCAACAACAGCAUCAUCCCGACCCAAGAAAUCCCCAUCACAGACAAUGGCAACCCUCCAGAACCUUUCCAAAACAUCAACAGUCGUCCUCUUCACUCCAGUUCUAACCCCCUCAACAUCAUCGUCAACCAAGAAAUCCACAUCCUCAUCGACCUCCUCCUCCUUGUCCCCCUCAAUCGACCCAUUUGAAACUCUCGGUCGCUCCCUAGCCUCCCACCACCCUCGAAUCCGCCACGUGCCCUACAUCCCCUCCGUAGGUUUCACUUCCACACACUCUGCAUUCCUGCACGAAGCCUCCGCAAUCAUCAUCGUCUUAUGCGAAGCCUCUCACAACAAAUCCACAAGUCUGGGACAGCAACUAUCAUUCGCGGAAGCCGCAUUAUCUGCCACCACAUGUAGUGGAGGGGAUAUACUUCCGCCGAUUUUGGUCCAGUGUGGGAGUGGAUUUGGAGAGGUGGAAGGGAGGAUCAUCAGGGAGUUUGAAAUUGUUAUCAAGUGUGCGUGGUUGGGGGAAGAUGUUGCAAAGGGGAUUGCGGGGAAAAUGUUUGGGAGGAAGUGA
Molecule: messenger RNA, 672 nt
Organism: Ramularia collo-cygni
Lineage: Eukaryota; Fungi; Ascomycota; Dothideomycetes; Mycosphaerellales; Mycosphaerellaceae
Exons: 1
Coding region: 1-672 (223 amino acids)
Source: RefSeq, a predicted model, not a curated record